AUGUCUGCUUCCACCACUACCGCCGCUGUGCCCAUGAAGAGCAACGCCGCUUAUGCUAGCGACUCGGAAUCUGACGGCCAGGCCCGUGGCGGUCGUCGCCCUCAGAACCAGCUCCAGACUUCUCUGCCUCAGCUACCUACAUCAGCUGGAUUAGCUCAGCCAGCAGGCUCUCUGCUGAGGGGCGCGACUGACGAAAACGGCAACCAGAAGAACGCGGCUCUCCUUGUCGGCAUAAAGCUCGACUUGGAGGCCGAGGUCCACUUGACUGCCAGAGUUCGUGGUGACAUCUGCGUCGGUCUCUACUAG
Molecule: messenger RNA, 306 nt
Organism: Annulohypoxylon truncatum
Lineage: Eukaryota; Fungi; Ascomycota; Sordariomycetes; Xylariales; Hypoxylaceae
Exons: 3
Coding region: 1-306 (101 amino acids)
Source: RefSeq, a predicted model, not a curated record